This is a messenger RNA of Cryptotermes secundus, 1052 nucleotides long. RefSeq names its product protein SYS1 homolog (gene Sys1). Gene Ontology annotation, biological process: Golgi to endosome transport; Golgi to plasma membrane protein transport; protein localization to Golgi apparatus. The record is from RefSeq and is a predicted model, not a curated record. Bases 489 to 968 code for a protein of 159 amino acids. Gene Ontology annotation, cellular component: Golgi membrane; trans-Golgi network. NCBI's taxonomy places the organism in Eukaryota, Metazoa, Arthropoda, Insecta, Blattodea, Kalotermitidae. The transcript has 3 exons.
CUGUAAACACUUUUCUCUUUUUCUUUCUGGAUCAUAACUCUAAAAUUUAAAAGAUCUAAAACCACAAGUUAGUGUUAAAACGGAAUAUAUAUUAAUUCCCGGGGUACCCAAAUUUGAAAGCAAACAAAUUCAAAUUCAAAUUAUGCAUUGCUGCUUGGCCAACCUGCAAACCAGGAGGCCUGGUGAGCUGGUGAGGUUAUAUUUGCAUUUGAUGUUGGAAAUAUAAAUUGAGUGUGGAGCAAAUGCUACAGUGACAACGAAAGUAUCAUUGCUUAGCAACGUAGGUAAACAGCUGUUUGGAAAGUAUAUUGAUACAUUCUAGAGACUUUAUGUGAAUAAUAUAUUUUGUGUCUAAAGUGCGCCUUUUAUUCGUAGAGGAAUAUUUAGGUAAAUGUCUAUGUUGAAUGGAUGAAAAUAAGGAGUGCCUGCUAGUCUGUUAGUGUAGAUUGUGGCCGUGCUGGAAUAGAUAAUAGUGUUUUCCUGUCGCAAUGAAGAAGGUGACCGGACAGUUUCGUAACACAACUUGGGAUCCUCUGCUUAUAAUAUCGCAGAUAAUAGCUUUACAGUGUGUAAUGUAUGUUGGUCUGGGGUUGUGGACAGUCUUCAUGGACCUAGUUGUUGGAUCGUCGAGAUCCCUUGAUCAUCUUUUUAAAUAUCAGGAGAUCCAUGUACGAGAUUUUGGAGGCAAACUAGUUAUAACAGCUUUUGUUUUGAAUGCAUUAGUUGGAGCUCUUGGACUGUGGUUUAUUGUGCAGCGAACAAAGCAGUGCUUGGACUUUUCAUCAACAGCUCAUCUCAUCCAUUUGAUUGUGUGCUGGUAUUAUAAUGGUCACUUUCCCAAUGCCUUUUCUUGGUGGCUGCUGAAUUUGGUGUGUCUGACCAUCAUGUGUGUAUCUGGUGAAUUUCUGUGUAUGAGGACAGAAUUGCAGGCUAUUCCUCUCAAUAUGGGCCCAAAAGCUGAUUUAUAAUGACUGAUUUUGAACUGAGAAGUUAUAUAAAAUGAAUUGAAAUUGUUACUUAUUUGUUUUAUAGUAAUUAUACAUAUUAGUAAA